Molecule: messenger RNA, 867 nt
Organism: Beta vulgaris subsp. vulgaris (sugar beet)
Lineage: Eukaryota; Viridiplantae; Streptophyta; Magnoliopsida; Caryophyllales; Amaranthaceae
Exons: 3
Coding region: 1-867 (288 amino acids)
Biological process (GO): DNA integration
Molecular function (GO): nucleic acid binding
Source: RefSeq, a predicted model, not a curated record
AUGUUCACUUUGGUUACACAUUGUGCUACUUGUCAAAAGUCUAAGAGUACUUUCCAUAAAGGUCUCUAUACACCUUUACCAGUUCCUCAUCAACCAUGGGAUAGUGUGAGCAUGAAUUUUAUAGAAGGGUUGCCACGAACUCAAAGAGGGAAAGAUGCCAUAAUGGUGUGUGGGGAUCGUUUCUCUAAGAUGGCUCACUUUGUUCCUAUGCACAAAACUGAUGAUGCAUCACAUGUAGCUGAUAUAUACUUUAGAGAGAUCAUUAAAUUACAUGGCAUACCAAGGACCAUUGUAUCUGAUAGGGAUUCUAAAUUCCUAAGUCACUUUUGGAGAUGCUUGUGGCGCAUGCUAGGUACUAAGUUACUCUUUAGUACUAGUCAUCAUCCUCAAACAGAUGGUCAAACUGAGGUGACAAAUCGUACAUUGGGAACUUUGCUAAGAGGAUUGGUAGUGUACGGUAUUAAUCCUUUACUUCCUAUUGAUUUUGUUGCAACGCCUAAGCAUGAGAUACAUAUGGAUGCAAAGAAGAGAUUAGAAGCAUUCAACAAAACUUGUGAACAAGUGAAGGCAAGGAUUGAAAAGAUGAAUAUCCAAUACAAGACAAGAGCUAACAAGGGGCGCAAACAACAUAGGUUCAAGGGAGGUGAGGAUAGAAAGGAUUCUCAUAUCAAGAAAGAUCCGAGGGCUAUACAUAAGAUUCGAACAUUGCAAGAUUUGAUCUUUGGUUACCAAGAACCAAUCUUGACACUUCAAGAUUGCUACGACAAGGUUCAAGAAGUGGUUAUACACCAAAGAUUCCACUUUGUGUUUCCAAGAUUGCAUCAAGAUCCAAUCUUUAGGAUCAAGCAAGGUGAAGGAGACACUUGA